UACCGACCACGUCCUACCGUUCGGGUGCUUCCAGGGCUCGAGAGCCCGCGCUAGAGGCGCCGAUCCCGCCCCGGCCAUGCUGGUGAGCAGGAGGGUGAAGCGCCUCUUGCAGCUGGUGCCUGGGAAGCAGCGCUUCGGCGUUUACAGGUUCCUGCCCUUCUUCUUCCUCCUCGGGGGAGCGAUGGAGUGGUUCAUGAUUAACGUCCGCAUCGGCAAGGAGACCUUUUAUGACGUUUACCGUAGGAAACGAUCUGAAAGACAGUACGAGGCAAGGAUGGAAAAAAAUUAAUUUUAGCUGAAAGCCUUCACGGGGAAGGUCCUGAAUGCUUCAACUGUAUUAAUACCAAAGAAGCAUUACUGCCACGUUGAUGGUAGGGGAAGAUUUUUGUCUGCAAGAUGAACUGUAAUCCACAAGUUUGUGAAAUACGCUCUCGGAUGGUUGUGGCAGUUUAUUCUUCCUCCAUCUACUUCAUAUCUUUAAUAUUUUGUAUUUAAGCCAAAUACAAUAGCAAAAAGUUCAUUGAAUGUAGGCCUCUGCCACGUGUUUAUUUAGUACUUUUAAAUAAAAUAAACUAAACUGAAUAAACAGA
Messenger RNA from Gymnogyps californianus (California condor), 590 nucleotides. RefSeq names its product small integral membrane protein 4. The record is from RefSeq and is a predicted model, not a curated record. Bases 77 to 289 code for a protein of 70 amino acids. The transcript is spliced from 3 exons. NCBI's taxonomy places the organism in Eukaryota, Metazoa, Chordata, Aves, Accipitriformes, Cathartidae.